UGCAGCCAGGCUGUGGCGUGUCGCUGCACGCUGCCGCCCACCACUGGCAGAUGAAGUAUAUCUGUAUGGCAUGCUCAGCUGUCAUCAUGACUCUCGACUCGUACGAAACGAAGAUCAUUGAGAUCCGCGAAGAGAUCAAGAGAAAGUUCAUGGACAUGCUGAAAAUACGCGCAGAAAAGUUUGGAGAGCUCCAGCCGAUGCCGGCACCGCUGCAGUCGCCGCUGGAGCGGCACGCGCACGUCAAGCGCGAGCCGCACGAGGAGGGCGCCGGCGGGCCCGACGAGCCGGCCGAGGAGCGGCUAGAGUGUGAGGUGGAGCUGCUGUGCGAGCCGCCAGCCAGCCACGACGCCUCGCCCGCCGAUGAGAGCGACCUCGUCUGCCCGGCCUGCAGCAAGCGCUUCCGCAACAAGUACAACCUGAAGCGGCACAGCACCGUGCACGCCGGCGUCAAGCCGUUCAGCUGCGAGUUCUGCACGCGCGCCUUCCGGCUCAAGGACCAUCUGAAGACGCACAUGCGGUCGGGCCCGCAGACGGCGCCGCUGGCGUGCGCGCCGUGCGGCCUGACAUUCCCCUGCUUCACGCUGUUCUCGGAGCACCGCCAGCAGUACCACAGCGACGGCGGCGACAACCCGUGUCGCCACUGCGAGCUGGUGUUUACCACGGCCACCGAGCUGCGGCGCCACUGUCGCCAGCUGCACCCGCACCCGGUGAAGCAGGAGUUCCGCUGCUCGGUGUGCGGCCGCGACUUCCCCAACGGCUUCAACCUACGGCGCCACCUGCUCGUCCACUCGGGCGAGCGGCCGUUCGGAUGCGACCUGUGCGGCAAGCGCUUCACGCAGCCGUCCAUUCUCAAGAAGCACAGCCGCGUGCACGAGAAGAAGCCGCCCGAGCUGAAGGAGCUGCUCACCUCCAUGUAG
This is a messenger RNA of Pollicipes pollicipes, 917 nucleotides long. RefSeq names its product zinc finger protein 19. Lineage: Eukaryota; Metazoa; Arthropoda; Thecostraca; Pollicipedomorpha; Pollicipedidae. Gene Ontology annotation, molecular function: DNA-binding transcription factor activity, RNA polymerase II-specific. The transcript has 3 exons. The record is from RefSeq and is a predicted model, not a curated record. Gene Ontology annotation, biological process: regulation of transcription by RNA polymerase II. Bases 51 to 917 code for a protein of 288 amino acids. Gene Ontology annotation, cellular component: nucleus.